CUUCCCCUUGUUUGAACACCGACGCAAGAGAAAGGUGAAGGUAUCAUCGUUUCGGUAUGGAUCAAUCAUCGGGGUCGGAUAAGACGGCAGCUUUGGAUUUUCCGUUGCACGCUUUGGGGUUUGAGUUUUUAGAAUUGUCUCCCAACAAAGUCACCGGACGCAUUCAGGUCACCAACAAGUGUUGCCAGCCAUUCAAGGUUUUGCACGGAGGAGUAUCGGCCCUGAUUGCCGAGUCGUUGGCCAGCGCAGGGGCCCACAUGGCCUCUGGGUAUCAGAGAGUCGCAGGAAUCAACCUCAGCAUCAAUCAUUUGAAGCGGGCCGAUAUUGGUGAUCUCGUCCACGCUGAAGCCACCCCACUCAACGUUGGCAGAACUAUUCAGGUGUGGGAGGUUCGACUGUGGAAGAUUGAUCCUUCAAACUCCGAGAGCAAAUCUUUGGUGUCAUCAUCUAGGGUUACCCUUUUGUGUAACAUGCCGGUGCCAGAGCAUGCAAGGGAGGCUGGAAAAAAUCUCAAGAAGUAUGCAAAACUGUAAAUAUGUUCUGUCACGUCUAGCACUUGCUGUAUUAAUUAUAACAACCGCUGAGUAGCGGAGGAAUGAUAUCUAAAUUAAGAGUUUUUUGUUUAAGGUGCAAAUAUUAUAUUAGUUAAGUGGAUCAUGAAAUGUGUAAAAGUUAUUUUUAAUUAUGUAAUUUAAAUUAAAUUAAAAAUUAAUAA
Messenger RNA from Rubroshorea leprosula, 715 nucleotides. The record is from the annotation of a GenBank genome assembly. Lineage: Eukaryota; Viridiplantae; Streptophyta; Magnoliopsida; Malvales; Dipterocarpaceae.